AUUCCACCACCCCGGUCUCUCCUUGUCUACUACUACAUGUAGCAAUAUUAUCAUACGUGUACCUAGUUCACUUCACUUCAAACAUACGUCAAAAUGGCUGAGCUAAUUGCGGUACCGUUGAAAAAACCAUCUGACGUUGACGUUAUUAAACCACUUACAAACGUUAUUAAAUCAACUUAUAAUAGUUCAAGUAAUCAAAAAGAUUAUACGGAGGCAAUAAAUGAUUUUAGUAAACUAAGAAACAAUGCUUUGUGGCGAGCAUUCGAGAAGUUUGAAAGUUCCUUGGAGGUUAUAUACAGCUACUAUGAUCAAUUAUGUGCAUUGGAAGGGAAAAUACCUGCUCAUGAAUUACAAAUUCCAUUUAAGUGGAAAGAUGCAUUUGAUCGCACUAUAUUUGGUGGAAAACUUAGUUUAACUAUUAGUACAAUUGGAUAUGAAAAAGUAUGUGUAUUAUUUAAUAUUGCUGCAUUGCAAAGUUCAAUAGCAGCAACACAAUCCUUAGAGAGUGAUGAAGGUUUAAAAUUGGCUGCAAAAUUGUUUCAACAAUCUGCUGGAAUCUUUAAUUAUCUUAAAGGAAAUGUUAUGAUGGCUAUUCAAGAACUCACACCAGACAUUAGUCCAGAAACAUUAAGUGCAUUAUCUGCAUUAAUGCUUGCUCAAGCUCAAGAAAUAUUUGUACAUAAAGCAAUCUAUGAUGCAAUGAAAGAUGGAAUUGUUGCUAAAUUAGCUGCACAGGCUGAGGAACUAUAUGCAGAUGCAUUAAAGUUGUUUCAAAAAGAGAUUUUUAGAGCAUUUUGGGAUAAAGAAUGGGUUCCCUUAAUUGCAGGAAAACAAGCUGGGUACCGUGCAAUGGCUGAUUUUUAUCAGUCACUUGUGUGUAAAAAUAAUAAGAACAUUGGGGAAGAAAUUGCCAGACUAGAGCAUGCUGUAGAAUUAUUUAAAGCUGCUCAGCAACGUUCAAAUAAACCUAGUUUGUUCCAAGAUUAUGCUAACAGGGCUCAAAGGAAUCUUACAGAAGUGAAGAAAGACAAUGACUUUAUUUAUCACGAAAGGGUACCCGACGUUAAAUCGUUGGAACCUAUUGGCAAAGCUAGUGUUGCAAAGUUGUUACCACUGCCAGAGGUUUUCAGCUCGAACUUUAAAGAUCUUUUCUCUGACCUAUUACCCGUUACCGUGCAUCAAGCGUUAUCUUCUUACGAAGUUCGUCGUAAUGAACUAGUUAAUUCGGAAAUAUCUAAAUUACGUGAGAUGACACAAGUUUUGAAUAGCGUCUUGGCAAGUUUAAACUUACCGGCGGCUAUCGAAGACACAAGUGGAGUAGAGUUACCUCAAUCUCUGUUAGAAAAAGCUCAAUAUGUAAAUGAAGCAGGUGGAAUUAGAGCUUUGAAUAGUUCUAUGAAAGAGUUACCCGAGCUUUUACAACGAAAUAAAGAACUUCUAGACGAGUGUGACCGAAUGCUCCAAGAAGAGCGAGAAUCUGACGAUCAAUUAAAAGAACAAUUUAAAGAACGAUGGACGAGAAUACCUAGUGCGCGUUUAACAGAGCAGUUCACUGUUAAUCUGCGGAAGUAUCGUGAGAUUAUUAAUAAUGCUGUAACAGCUGACAAAGUUGUACGCGAAAAAUAUGAAAGUCAUAAAGAGGGUAUGGAAAUUUUAAGUUCGGAUGAGGGCGAUUUAAUCAAUGCUGUGCCAGCUGGUUCAGCGGUUCAAGAAAGCCGCACUGUUGCUCAUCUUAGAAAAUUGAUGGAAGAUGUUGAAACGUUGAAAGCAGAACGCGAUGUCAUAGAAAGUGAAUUAAAAUCUGCUGCUACUGACAUGAAAACGACAUUCUUGUCAGCGCUUGCUAAAGAUGGUGCAAUCGAUGAACCAAACUUAUCCGUGGAAAGUAUAGGAAAGACAUACGGACCUUUACAGAAACAAGUGAGGGAAAGCGUUGCUCGUCAGGAACAACUCAUUGCAGAAAUUCAGAGGAGUCACUCAGAAUUUACAGCAGAACAAUCUGGUAGUGGUAGCUCGCGAGAAGCGAUGUUAUGUAAACUGGCAGCUGCUUAUGAUGCAUUUAAAGAAUUAAGAGACAACUUGAACGAAGGUGCUAAAUUUUACAACGACUUGACGCAGCUAUUGGUGGUCUUCCAAAAUAAAAUAUCAGAUUUCUGUUUUGCUCGUAAAACUGAGAAAGAAGAGUUAUUGAAAGAUUUAACUACAAAUUUGAGUCAUACCGGCCCAGCUACGACCCCUACUAUUCCGUCUCAUCAUGGAGGAGUAUCAGCACAAAGUCAAUCUGGGACAGAACAAAGUGGAUCCUCACAGUUGCCGUACCCUACACAGUAUCAAGGUGCAAUGCCGAUACCAUAUGGAGCUGGUCCAGCUACACCUUAUCCUGCAUACAUACCACCUCCUAUGCCUGCUACUUAUAACCCAUAUGCAACAAUGCCUUAUCCAACACAAGGAGGUUAUACUCCAUACCAGCCUAUGCCGCCAAAUCCUUAUGGCGGAUUUGCGACCAUGCCGCGUUACACCGGCGGUCACCCUCCUCAUGGACAAAACCCAUACUGAACCAUAAACCGAGCACUGUGAUUGCAAAUAUAGCCAUAUAAUUUUAUGAAAAUGGGGCAUAAACUGUAUUUAAUUAUACCGUGGCAGUUAAGGCACAACAUUAUUCGAUCUGUCCAAUGAAAACAAUGAAAAACAGCGCGGCAAGGACAAAUUUGAAGAAAGUAUAUUCCUUCGUUGUUAUUGUAUUUCAUGCAGUUGAAUUUGAUAUAGAAUAUAUCAAGCUUGAAAUGACGCUUCGUAAAAGGAAAAGAAAGGUUUAAGCAUAAUAAUGCCUUUGCAAUUUAUAAAUAUAUUUUGUAACAUAAUAAGUGUAAUCAAUGACUUUAUCUAUAAAUCAAACUUAUUUUAUCGA
This is a messenger RNA of Megachile rotundata (alfalfa leafcutting bee), 2908 nucleotides long. RefSeq names its product programmed cell death 6-interacting protein-like protein AliX (gene ALiX). The record is from RefSeq and is a predicted model, not a curated record. Gene Ontology annotation, cellular component: endosome. Gene Ontology annotation, molecular function: protein binding. Gene Ontology annotation, biological process: mitotic cytokinesis. NCBI's taxonomy places the organism in Eukaryota, Metazoa, Arthropoda, Insecta, Hymenoptera, Megachilidae.